This is a messenger RNA of Cheilinus undulatus (humphead wrasse), 12213 nucleotides long. It is a transcript of the gene plce1, whose product is annotated as phospholipase C, epsilon 1. NCBI's taxonomy places the organism in Eukaryota, Metazoa, Chordata, Actinopteri, Labriformes, Labridae. Gene Ontology annotation, biological process: phosphatidylinositol-mediated signaling; lipid metabolic process; small GTPase-mediated signal transduction. The record is from RefSeq and is a predicted model, not a curated record. Gene Ontology annotation, molecular function: guanyl-nucleotide exchange factor activity; phosphatidylinositol-4,5-bisphosphate phospholipase C activity. The transcript has 46 exons. The coding region runs from base 520 to 7713 and encodes 2397 amino acids.
UCUCCCUCUCCCUCUAACUCACACAGACAGACACACGCAAACACUUUAUUUCACUUUUCCUGUCUAACUCUGUUGUCACGAGGAUAAUGACGAAACCUUCCAAAACUUUUUAAAAGGAAUAUUACCUACAAUCCUGGUCUGCAUGUGGAUAACUAUACAACAUAUGAAGCCAGGACCAACCAGAGCUGUAGCACACUGACAUGCACAAGGUCUUGUAAGCUUUGACUGUGAACCGUGCUAUCAAGGAAAUUCCUCAGUCCUCCAGGGUCACCUCCGUGGGUUCUCUAUCUGGCGGUUUAUACAGCUGCACAAGCUUCUGUUUCCACAACACACACAAAAAAACACACGGAGCAGACUGUGCUUGGGAGCUUAAGUCAUUAUUUGCCACAGCUCAGGCUGAAAACCAUGACUGCACAGUGAAUGUGAGGAAGACGCUCCUUCUGUUGGGAAGCAUGACCUGAAGUAGAUCCCUCUCAUUGUCAAAGAAAACAAAGGAUAAAGGCACUCCAGGAAGACGUGAUGGCUACUGAGGAAAAUCAGACACAGGCUGGGGCUGCUGUUUUGGCUCAGCAGACUUUACCUCCAUCCACCACAAGCAGACCCAGCAAAGAGGCUAGGAACACAAAGGACAACCUAGAUGGACGCAGAUACUCCGACCAAUCAUGGAAUUUCAAACACCGGAGCAGCCCAUCCUUACUCUUACAUAGGAAGUUGUCAUGUGACAGUGGGAAAGACACAAUUUCAGAUGAGGAGUACAAGUUUCUGGAUUAUGGCUCAAAACUUUUAAGUAAAGGGGGCAAACUUAACCCAGAGCAGCCAGCUGGCAACAAAACUGAAGGAAUUUCUAACACAGACAUUUCGAUACGUAGUAAUGGUUUGGAGGGAUCUUUGGGCCAGCUGGAGAACUCUGUAGAGGGCGUGGAUGCAGAUAGAAACAGAACUGGCAGCACCCACUGCUCCUGCAACAUGUCAAAUCUAAAGAGGAGUCCAAAUGUAUAUUGUUGCUCCAGUUCAAGUCCCAGCUCCAGCCCUGUCCACAGUCCUCAUGUCAGCCCAAAUCAGCAAAGGCGGCGACACAUCCGCCGCAGCAGCAUGCCUGUGUCUAUGUUGACUUUCCACAAGACGUCAUCCUGCUAUUCUUCUCAGUGCAGCACAUGCAGUGAACCGAACUCUUUGGUAUCAUCUCCCUGCAGUUCCCCUCUUUCCACUCACCGUCAGCGUCCCCAAAAUGGACACCUCAAACGGUGCCAUCUCAAUGAUGGCUACUCGAGUUUAGAAAGGCUCAACAGAAGGCCCAGAGUUAAUAAAUGCUCUAUGGAGAAACUUUUCUUACGACGUGCAUCGCUAGAAACGAUGACAGCCACCACGAGGAACAAUGAGCGGUUUUCCUCAGAGGUGAUGAGAACCUGCAGUGAGGGCAGUAGCAGCAGUGAUGACGAGGAUAGUGACAGCCUUUUGGGUGACCCAGAGUUUGAUAGGAACCGCAAAGAGCGUUCCACCGUCUUGGUUAGGCGUUUCUUCAAGAAUAAUCAAAAGGUGACUAAGUCGGUGUGCACAGGAACAAGAGCAAUUAUGAAGACGCUGCCAUCAGGUCGCAUCUCAGAGGAGGUCUGGGAGUUAGUCGUCUACCACAGGAUACAGCAACCUAACAAGACAAACUUAUCAGUAAUCUUGAUGUGCAGUGUGAGAGAAGAAAUCAGAGUCUGCAGGGGGAUGCUACGUUGUGUUGGAGAUAAACCACAACAGGUUACUCACCAUGUGCAGCACAGAGAGGAAUCAAACCUGAUUCAUCCAGCCAAAAAGCUCCUACUGUCUCAUUCUGGAUGUGUGGGUGUCCACAUUAGCAGCAUCAGCCCAGACAGAUUGGAUUUGAACCUCUGCUUAAGCACCCGGGACUGUCGUUCUUCUCAUUCACCAAGGCUUUAUCGUGCGUGUGACCAGAGGACAUCCGUGUGUUCGCUUCUGACAGGAGCUCUGCUGGAGGCCACGACUGCUCUCGGUGCCCGCUCCACUCUACCUUACCCUAUGCCCCAAGGCCCCAACGGCCACGCCGUGCUGAAAGAGCGCCAGCUGGCUAACAGUAUGAGCAGUAGCAGCUCUCUUCCUCCCAGCGUCAGUGGGAUCAGUAAGGAGCUGGCAGAUGUGCGACACCUUGUGCAGUUCCCAGAGGAGAUUGCCUGUAUACUCACCGAGCAAGAACAGCAGCUCUACAAACGGGUCUUUCCUUUGGACUACCUCUGUUUCCUCACCCGAGACCUUGGCAGUCCCGAGUGUCAAGCCAGGCGUCACCCAAGCCUAAAGGCUUCAGUGUCUGUGCCCACCAUGCCUACCCAGAAUGCUCAGCGAAGUAAUGCUGUGGAGGACCUGGUAUCACGAUUUAACGAGGUGAGUUCGUGGGUUACGUGGCUCAUCUUGACAGCAGGGUCCAUGGAGGAGAAGAGGGAGGUUUUCUCUUACCUGGUCCAUGUCGCCAAAUGCUGUUGGAACAUGGGAAACUACAACGGUGUCAUGGAGUUCCUGGCUGGACUAAGGUCCCGUAAGGUGCUGAAGAUGUGGCAGUUCAUGGAUCAGUCUGACAUUGAGACAAUGAGGAGCCUGAAAGAUGCCAUGGCUCAGCAUGAGUCUUCUGCUGAGUACAAGAAGGUGGUGACCAGAGCACUCAAUAUCCCAGGAUGCAAGGUGGUGCCAUUCUGUGGGGUUUUUCUCAAGGAGCUCAGUGACGCAUUGGAUGGAACUGCAAGCAUCAUCAGCCUCAAACCACCUCCAGAUAACACAGAGGACUCAUUAGAGUUUGUUUCUGACUACAGCGGCCAACACAACUUCAUGUCACGCUCUGGUUCUGAUGGUCUACACAUCCCAGAGAAGGAGGCUACAGUCAGCAACAUCCUCCAGAUUAUCAGAUCAUGUAAUCGCAGUCUGGAGGCAGAGGAUCCUGAUGAUGCAUCCACCAGCCCCUCCUCUUCAGGCCCCUCCCUGUCAUCCAGAAACAACUCCUUUAGGGACCGCUGCCGCAAUCACUCCUAUUCAUUUAGGACAGCGGCAGAAUCAAACCAAGACCUAUUCAUGGUGGGGGACCUGUCAGAUUCAGAGGGGGACUUGUCGUCUGAAUCGCUGGUGAAGGAGGUGGAGUUUCAGGGAACCGAGGAGACACACAGAGCAUUCAGCCAUGGCACAGAGCUCAUUCCUUGGUACGUGUUGUCACUUCAGCCAGACGUUCACCAGUUUCUGCUGCAGGGGGCCACAGUCAUCCACUAUGACCAGGACAGCCAUCUCACAGCUCGCUGCCUGCUGCGACUGCAACCAGACAACACAACACUCACCUGGGGUAAACCUCAGAGUGGAGGGGCUUCCCUCUCAGAGCCACCUGUGGGAUUAGGACAGCCUGUCAUGGCAGGACUGACAGAAGGCCUUCUGGACCUGGGAGUAGUAAAGGCAGUGUUCCUGGGUCAUCAGGGAGUGGAUGUUCAUGCAGUAUGUCUGCAGAAUAAACUGAGUCAGAUGACGGUGGAGGAGAAUGGUCUCAGCCUCCUCUACGGCCUCAGCACCACUGACAACAGACUGCUGCACUUUGUGGCCCCUCACCACACGGCACAAACGCUCCAUAAGGGCCUGUCAGAGCUGGUGAAUGCAACCAGGAAAUUAAAGAAGUUUCCUGACCAGAGGCUGCAGUGGCUGAGGAGGCAGUAUGUCAGCUUGUAUCAGGAGGACAGCAGGUACGAGGGCCCUACUCUGGCCCACGCCAUCGAGCUGUUUGGCGGGCGCAGGUGGAACAUGAGUACGAGUGGAGUGGAGAAACCUGCAGCCCAGAAAAACAGUCCACUGAGUAUCAAUGACAAAGUCAAGAAGAAGAAGAAGGUCCUUGUCAGGGGAGACAGUGGGGACGCCACAGACGAUGAGAUGGUUUCAAGGAAAACACGGAGCUGUAAAGAGGGACUGUACCGAAACGGACCAGAGUCUGACAGUAUCGACCAAGAUGAGCCAGAUGACAGCUUCCCUGGACCUUUCUCCCUCUCAUCAAAUAAAAGCCCUGGAUUGCUGGCAUCCUCUUCCUCCUCUUCAUCGUCCUCCAGCAUGGCUGGGUCCAACCAGUCUAACCGCCCCCAAUCCUCUCCGAUCCUCUCAGGAAAUUCAAAGUCACAGCCGGGGGCUUGGAACAGCAGGUCAUGGCAUGGUCGGGGUAAAGGCUGCUUCAAGGGUUUCCAGAACCUCAUGAUUUCAGACAGCACAAUGAGCUUCAUCGAGUUUGUCGAACUCUUCAAGUCAUUCAGCAUACGCAGCAGGAAGGACCUGAAGGAGCUCUUUGACACCUUUGCUGUCCCAUGCAAUCGUUCAGGCCCAGAGUCUGCUCCUCUCUACACAAACCUCAGCAUAGAUGACAAAGACACAGGGCUGCAGCCAGACCUUGAUUUAUUAACUCGCAAUGGUUCAGAUCUUGGCCUUUUUAUCCGGACGAGGCAGCAGAUGUCAGACAACCAGAAGCAGAUCUCCGACGCUAUUGCAGCAGCUAGCAUUGUGACCAAUGGGACAGGGGUGGAAAACUCUUCCUUAGGCGUGCUGGGAUUGGCAAUCCCUCAACUAAAUGACUUUCUAGUCAACUGUCAGAGGGAGCACCUAAGUUAUGAUGAGAUUCUCAGCAUUAUACAGAAAUUUGAGCCUUCAGCAAGCAUGAGACAAAUGGGUUGGAUGUCAUUUGAAGGCUUUGCCAGGUUCCUGAUGGAUAAGGAGAACUUUGCUUCUCGUAUUGAGGAGUCACAAAUGAACACAGAGGAGCUGCAGUACCCUCUGUCCUACUACUACAUUGAAUCUUCUCAUAACACCUAUCUGACAGGACACCAGCUCAAAGGAGAGUCCUCUGUAGAGCUUUACAGUCAGGUGCUGCUGCAAGGCUGCAGGAGUGUUGAGUUGGACUGUUGGGAUGGAGACGAUGGCAUGCCAGUUAUUUAUCAUGGACACACUCUGACCACUAAGAUUCCCUUUAAGGACGUGGUGGAAGCUGUGAACCGCUCUGCAUUUGUCAACUCUGACAUGCCAGUCAUACUAUCCAUCGAGAACCACUGCUCUCUGCCACAGCAGCGCAAAAUGGCCGAGAUCUUUAAGAUGGUGUUUGGCGAUCGUCUCGUGACACGCUUCCUCUUUGAAAGUGACUUCAGCGAUGACCCUCACCUGCCGUCGCCGCUGCAGCUGCGAGGGAGGAUCCUCCUCAAGAACAAGAAGCUCAAAGCUCACCAGGCGCCCGUGGACAUCCUCAAACAGAAGGCUCACCAACUGGCCCACAUGCAGGCCCAGGCCAGCAAUGGGUCACCAGGGGUUACAUCACCCAGCAACCACACUAACGAGGAAGAAGAGGAGGAAGAAGACGAGUACGACUAUGACUAUGAGUCUCUAUCAGAUGCUGAUGUCCUCACAGCCUCUACUACCUCAUAUGGCCUUGAAGAUAACAUUCUGGAUGACAAGCCAGAGGGGAAGAGCUCAGCGGACAAAGAGGAGCAACCUGUAGAUGAAGUACCGAAGAGGAUGAAAAAGUCAGACUGCACUACACAAAGCAAAGGAAAGGUGUUUGACAUGGAGCUUGGAGAGGAGUUUUACCUUCCUCAGAACAAGAAGGAGAGCCGUCAGAUCGCCCAGGAGCUGUCCGACCUCGUCAUCUACUGCCAGGCAGUGAAAUUCCCCGGCCUGUCCACACUGUCUCCGGCUGGCUCUGGCAGAGGGAAGGACCGUGGAAAGAGCAGGAAGUCCAUAUUUGGCACUGCUCCUGCUCGCUGCAGCACAACAGGCGAGGUCAUUACCCAGAACCGCACCCCUGGGAAAGGUGGCGCUGAGCGGUUGAGCUGGGAGGAGCAGCAGACGUCUCCCAUCCUCAACCCUCCGACUUCACUCAGUGCCAUCAUUCGCACACCCAAAUGCUACCACAUCUCCUCUGUCAACGAGAACGCCGCCAAGCGCCUGUGCCGGCGGUACUCGCAGAAGCUGAUCCAGCACACAGUGUGCCAGCUGCUCAGGACUUACCCAGCAGCCACCAGGAUCGACUCCACGAACCCAAACCCACUGCUCUUCUGGCUGCAUGGCAUUCAGCUGGUGGCGCUCAACUACCAGACUGAUGACUUGCCCAUGCAGUUGAAUACAGCUCUGUUUGAAGCUAAUGGCGGCUGUGGCUACGUCCUGAAGCCGCCAGUGCUGUGGGACCGCAGCUGUCCGCUCUACCAGCAGUUCUGUCCCAUGGAGAGAGAUGUGGAAAAAAUGAGCCCAGCAAUCUACUCUCUAACUGUUGUCUCUGGUCAGAACGUCUGUCCUGGUAACAGCGCGGGCAGCCCUUGUCUGGAGGUGGACGUUUUGGGCAUGCCCAUCGACAGCUGCCACUUCCGCACCAAACCGAUCCACCGAAAUACUCUCAACCCCAUGUGGAAUGAGCACUUCACAUUCAGCGUGCACUUUGAGGACAUGUGCUUCCUGCGCUUCGCUGUAGUUGAGAACAACAGUUCCCAGACUACGGCUCAGAGGACUCUGCCUCUGAAGGCUCUCAAACAGGGUUACAGACAUGUCCAGCUGAGGACACAACAUAAUGAAGCUCUAGAAGUGUCGAGUCUGUUUAUUUACAGCCGCAGAACAGAGGAAGGGCCUACAGGCGGUGUGACUCCCGCAUCAUUGUUGUUCAGCUCAGAGGAGAAACGUGCAUCACAGCAGCACAGAGUGACAGUGUACGGAGCACCGGGUCCUGAGCCAUUCACCGUCUUCACUGUCACUGAACAGACAACAGCCAAACAGCUGCUGGACACGGUCUUUACGUUGGCAGGGAACCCAUCAGAGUACUUCCUGUGUGAGGAGAGGAUACCUCUGUUGAAGGAGCGGAGUGAGGUGAAGCGCUCUGCUCAGCAGCGUCCUCUGGCACCUGAAGAGGAGGUGGUCAGACUGGUGUCCGGCUGGAAUACUGAGGAGGGAUAUGUGGGGAGAAUCUGCCUCAAAACCAGAGAGGAGUUUUUACAGAGCUUAAAUGAGAAGAACACGGUUCUUGAGGGGGAGGAGGAGGUGACAGUUGGAGGCAGAGAAGGAGCAGGAGGAGGUGGAGGAGGCGCAGAUGAUGAUAUGUUCUUCGUCCAGGUCCAUGAAGUUUCACCAGAACAGCCUCACACUGUGAUCAAGGCGCCACGCUACAGCACAGCUCAGGACAUCAUACAACAGACUUUGUCAAAGGCAAAGUAUUCCUGCAGCAUACUUUCUAAUCCCAACCCAAGUGACUACGCUCUGAUGGAGGAAGUGACUAAAGAUGCUGGAUCUAAGAAGUCGUCAGGCACCAAACCCCUGCAGCGUCUGCUGCUGGACUACGAGUGCGUCUAUCAAGCUCAGAGCCGCUGGAAGGGAGCGGGGAGGUUCAUUCUUAAACUCAAAGAGCAGGUGGUGCGAGAGGACAAAAGAAAGGUCAUGUCCUUUGCCAGCGAGCUGAAGAAGCUGACGAGUCGCAGCCGCAGCAUGACGACCGGCGUCAGCGGAGUGGAUGGUCCGGCGCAGAGGUGUCUGUCUGCAGCUGUGGGUCUGAAGGCAUGGGUGGCAGAGAGCAGGGCUGGGUCAGGAAAGUUGCUACAGGCUGCCUCCUCUUCCUCCUCAUCCUGCGCUUCCUCCUUUAGAGGUCACCUCCAACCUGUCCAUCUGCCCACCUCUUCUCUGACCCCUGCUGCCUGGAAGCUCCACCUUCUCAGGAACUGGAAGAUCCACAAAUGAAACCCAAAGAGGAAGAGCAGCUCAGGUUGACUACUUCUAAACCAUGGAGGAUUCUCCUUUUCCUAAAGGUGACCAGCAAUGGUCUAAGGCUGAGUCCAGCCCCUAAGCUCGGGCCAGCGUCUGCAUUUCUUGAGUUAUCUUGAUUGGAGGUCCCACUGGGUGUCACCUUAGAGUGGUGAUGUUGUGGGUGUGUAGCUCUGGAGCCUUUGGUUGUAGUCUGUAAGUGCAGAGGAAGCUGCUGUGCUGUGUUGUGAUCGGGGACAGAAAUCAACCUCUCCGUAGUAGACAGGAGAGAUAUGUCAGAAAGAAAGAUUGAUUGUAAAAUUGAAAAGAUUUGCUAUUAGUUGUGCUAGUACUUUCAUUUUCAACAUUACAAAAAAUAAGAGGGCUUCAAAAAAGCAAAUUCUUAAAACCUGAUUCAAAAGAUUCAAUAGCCUGUGUCUGACUAAAGGCCUGUUUCUGUUCAAAAUAUUUUUAAAACACUCCAAACCCUUUUACCCCUUGUAUUUGACAAGUGAAGCAUAGCAGACAGAGGCAGAUGUGCUUGUAGAAAUGAAAAGAUAGAUGUAGGAGAGUGUUGGCUGAAGAGUAUUUGUCUCUCUUCAUCAGGGAGGGGCUCGUACAGCUGAGAGUGUUUGAAGGAAGCUGACAAGCUGGCUUGUUUGAUUCUUUCCUGGCUGUUUCCAGUUUUACAGUACUGUAGCAUUUAAAGGCAGUGCAGAUGGGCAGGGCUCACGGAGAGGCGACAAUAUUUAGAUAAACUACACUACCCCAUCUGCCCUAGAGGUUACAAAACAUGAGCAGCAUUUAGAGGCAGUGUAAAUGCACAAUUGUCACUGUGUGCAGUAACACUCACUUUCUCACACUGCCCUUAUUUUCCUGUAAGUUGUAGCUGUAACUCUGAAGACCAUCUGCUGCUUCUUUCACAAAGGAUUUUAGUUCCUUAAUGACAAGAUAAUGACAACAACAGACAUCCUAUUUAGAAAACAACUGUAAUACUGUUUAAAAAAAUAAAGUAGAAAAUUAUUUAUUUUCAGUUAUUGGUGAUGAGGGUUGUUACAUUUAAAGCUGCAACCCUAAUCUAAAAGCUUAUGAUUAUUAAAAAUCACAAUAAUCAUAAUGUUCAAGUAUAUGUGGAGAGUUACUCCAAACACUUUUUUAACAAAUUAAGUGUAAAAUCUCUAAAAAAAAAAAAAAAAAAAAAAAAAAAGAAAAUAAAUUGUCCAUUUAGAUAACAGCUUAGAAAGGACAUUACAUUCCAUGUUUUGUUCCUAAAGUUUGAGAUUUUAAACUAAUAUCCUCAGUUUUUCUUUUAAUUGUGUAGAAAUGUGACGAAGGAAGCAAAAAGAUCUUUUGAAACGAUGCAGCUGAGUCUUCUCCAAACAGCAUUUUGCACAUUUUUUCUCCUUGCUGUCUUUGUCAGUGUUUGUUUUUCCUUUCUGCUCAACAACUGACAGAGAUGUAGUCCUGAUGAGACGGUUUAUUGUGAUUAUUUUGUUAUUACUUUAAUCUCAGCCCUUUUAUAGAUUAGGCAUUAAGGAAAUCACAAGAUAAAUGUCUAUUUUUUUCUAUUUCUUCUUCUUCACAGAUUGAACCCGUGUGUCGUCUAAACCCAAAUUUAAAAAAAAAAAUCCCCUUAGAAAAACAUUUAAAGCAAAUGAUUUGCAUUUCACCUUUAUAUCUAUAUAUUCAUUCUUCUGAAUUUGAACUGCAGUACCUUUAUUGAUCACCAGUAUUGAUUAUUAUCAAUCAUGGUGGACUUUUCUUUAUUUAUAAAUGCUGCUUUUCCCAAAUGUAUCCAAAACUUGAUUUAUCUGGGGACAAUUUCCCCUUUUUUUCUUUUUAUAUGAAACAUUUCCCUGCUUUUAAACCUUUGGCAAGAAUUUUUUGGAUACUCGUUUUUUUUAUAUUUUUACAUUUUGUUUGGCAUUUCAUUUAUUUAAACCUAGAUCUUCCUGUCGGUGUAGUUUUGCUGGUUCUGAAAGGUCCUACAAGAUUUCUGGAUUGACAAAAAAAAUCUUUGUGCCAGCUAAUUAUGAGGAAAAAUGUAUAAACCAUGACAUAGAUUUUAACAGAAUAUUUCUCCACAGCUGUCCCAGUGCACCUACUUUUAAAGAGACAGUUUCAUUUGUGUUUGACUUAAAGGACAUUAGUUUAGUUUUAGUCAAAGUGUUAAAGAGUGAGUUACUCCUAUUUUAACUUUGAACAAGAUGUUUUGUUUCUCAAGCAUCUCAAGCUCAAGUGAACACCUAAUUCUUUAAGUAUAGACACAAACUGUAACGUCCCAUAAGAUGAUACAUUUAGGUACACCUGUUGAACUGCCUAUUAUAUCUAUCAGUCAUGACAGUAAUCAGAGCAUAUAGGCCUGUUGACAUGCUCAGGAUGAUCCACUGAAGUUUAAAAUUAUUGUCAGAAUGACAGAGAAAGAUGACUUAAGUGACAGUAAGUGUGCUGUGACUGUUCUUGGUCUGGCAGUUUUUUAUGUUGUUUACACCAUAUUCUCUCCUUACCCUUUAAAUGCGCAGCAGAAAUCAAGAAUCAUCAGAUCAGACGAUGUUUUAUCAAUCUUUAUUGACUAGUUUUGCUGAGGUUUUGUGAAAAGUAGCCUCCUGUUUUUAUCUGACACCGGUUUGCUGUGGCCCAUCUACUUCAAGUUUUGACAUUCUGUUUUAGGGCUAGACGAUGUAUCAUUUAACAAAUGUGAUGGUGAUGUGCACGUGUUUAAUAGUCAUUUUAUGUGACAUGCUAUGUUAGUCAUGUGACCUGAUGAAUCUCUGGCUGCUGCCUCUGUGUUGUUGGAUGAAAACCAAAACUGUAAGCUUCGUCAUUUUUGUGACUAAUCUGAACUGAAACCUGCCUGAAAUCACCAUCAGCAGGUAGCGAACUGAGCACUGUGCAGGCUGAGCCUGUCUCAGGCUACAUGUGUCGGUGCUGCUGUCACAGAUACACCCACAGGAUGCUCAAGGCAGAACUAACCCAGACUGUGGGAGUGUGUGAGUUAGUGUAUUCCUGCUUUCAGCAGCAUCUUGUCCUGGUGCUUGUCAUCAGUGGUUCUGUAAUGGUCACUCCCUGCGUGCACUGUGGUAGCUCUACACUUUGAGCUUUUGUUUAAUCAUAUUUUACAGUGAUUGGGCUUGUCUGGCCAGCUAAACGUAAUUUCAGAUAUUGUUGCCAUGGUUGAUGGCACUAAGGUAACACAUGAACAAAUGCAAUCUAAAUUCUGAAAAGGACUUAAAUACCCAAAGAAGAAAAACACACAAAAAAAAUAUAAUGUUUUGGUAAAAAUGUAAUGAAUGUAUUUCUGGUUUAUUUUAAAGUCUGUUCAAAGAUGCUCCUCUAUAAACUCCUCUUUAUCGGCUUUAGAUGUAGUUUGUAAAAUACUCAGACCAGCCCAUCUGGCAAUAAAUAACAUAGUACAUAAAAAUCCACUAUUCUUCCUCAUUCUGAUGCUGAAUCUGAGCACCAGCAGGUCAUCUUGACCAUGCCUACAUACUUGGCUGAUGCCAUCUGAUUAGAUAUCUAUUAAUGAGCAGUUGAACUGGUGUACCUAAGGAAGUGGCCAGUGAGUUUAAUUUGACUUUCUUUUGGCAAUUAUUUCCCCAGUGCUGAGUGAUGGUGUUUGAGUUUUAGUGCAAUAGGAAUUUUCCAAGUUAAAAUACAUUUUGAAUAUAAAAUUGAUUUUUAUUAAACAAAUCUUGGCUUGUGGUAAUAGGACGCUUUUUUGAGUUCAUGGCAUUGAAGUUCGAUCAGAUCGUGAUCCAUGAAACCAUGACUCAGAAGUCACUGUAACUGUUUCAUACUCUUCAGCUUUUGAUGUUUGAAUGAAAGGAGGAAAGAAACAUUUUAUUUACAAUUACUUCCACCAUCUCUGCUGAUGGACCAGUGUGAGACAGAAAGGGAUGUUUUCUGUUUAAUUGUAAAUCUGUAAUCAUCAGCAUCCUUCGGGCAGAGCUGUGUUCCUGUUUCCUUACUUUCUAACCUUUAGACCUCAUUUCUGAAUGUAACAUUUCUAAAUGUGUUGAACCUGAGACGAAUGUUUGUGUGGAUAUUAUUUAUUUAAAUGUGAAGCCCUGGUUGGCUAUUUUCUUGAUUAAUAUUUGUGUAAUUUCCUGUAAGUAGUUUUAGCAUUUGUUUUUUAUUUAUUUCAAUAUUUGAGACGAUGAACUCUGCUGCCCUUUCUUUCUCCUGUCUUUACUGUAAAAUAUUUAGUGUUGUAUUAGUCCUUCUGGCUCUUACACAGCAGCAGCUUUUAUGUUUCUUCUGUUAGUUUUCAUAAAUAUGGACAAACUGAGACUUUCAAACUUCAUGGAAAGGUGUCUGUUGUAUUCAUUAUAUCCACUGAAUAUGACAUACUGUAUUUGUUGUUUCCAUAAGAUGUGCAGUAUACCCUUUAACAUCCACUAUCUCUGUCACCAUGUGGCUGUCAAGUGAACAUUUGUCUAUUUACUUGAAUUUUUAUAUGGAUUAGAAUUGGUGGAUUUGUCGAAUAUUAUCACAAUA